Molecule: messenger RNA, 471 nt
Organism: Funneliformis mosseae
Lineage: Eukaryota; Fungi; Glomeromycota; Glomeromycetes; Glomerales; Glomeraceae
Source: the annotation of a GenBank genome assembly
UAACAAACGUGGGCUCAUCUGCUUUGGGUGGUAUUGUUGGAUCAAAUCCUUCCGAUGAAAAAGCCGCGGAAGACAAACGUAGUCCGUCGUCGAACCAACCUAAUCUUUCAUCGAUCCAAACUGAAUCUCAAGAUAGUUCUAAUCGUAAUGAUGAGAGCAUUCUAACAAAAGUAACAAACAUGGGUUCAUCUGCUUUGGGUAGUGUUGUUGGAUCAAAUGAUAAAGCCGCGGAAAGCCAACGUAGUCCUUCAUCAAACCAACAUAAUGAUGAGAGCUUUAUAACAAAAGUAACAAACAUGGGCUCAUCUGCUUUGGGUGGUAUCGUUGGAUCAAAUCCUUCUGAUAAUACAGCCACGGAAGGCCAACAUAAUCCUUCUUCUAACCAACCUGACGAUGAGAGCUAUCUCACAAAAGUGACAAAUAAGGGAUCAUCCGCUUUGGGUGGUAUCGUUGGAUCAAAUCCUUCCGAUA